Molecule: messenger RNA, 1458 nt
Organism: Exophiala bonariae
Lineage: Eukaryota; Fungi; Ascomycota; Eurotiomycetes; Chaetothyriales; Herpotrichiellaceae
Exons: 5
Coding region: 1-1458 (485 amino acids)
Biological process (GO): transmembrane transport
Cellular component (GO): membrane
Molecular function (GO): transmembrane transporter activity
Source: RefSeq, a predicted model, not a curated record
AUGACGGUCAAAGAAGUCAAAGAUCCUGAGAAGCCUGGUUCGGUGCAGAUGGAGGUCGCCUCUGCCGAAGACAGUCUGAAUGCUUCAGCAGAUGGUGACUAUUCAGGAGCGGUCGACAAAACCAGCGCUGCUGAGAUCGCGCUGUGCCGCAAGCUGGAUCGACGAAUUCUUCCGGUACUGUGGGCUAUGUACUACCUUAAUUAUCUGGAUCGAAAUGCGAUUGCCCAAGCUCGACUGAACAAUUUGGAAAAAGAUCUUGGAUUGGUCGGCUCGCAAUUCAAUGUUGCAGUCUCAAUCCUUUUUGUUGGUUAUCUUGUCAUGCAAGUACCAUCCAACAUGAUCAUGUCUAAAGCGCAUUUCAAGCCGAGUUACUACAUGGCAGCGUGCAUGGCAAUCUGGGCAAUAGUGAGCGCAUGUACCGCACUGGCUCAUAAUUAUAUCGGUCUGUUGAUGGUUCGGUUCUUUUUGGGAAUAACUGAGGCACCAUAUUAUCCAGGUGCAAUGUAUCUGCUCUCGUUAUUUUACACUAGAAAGGAGAUCGCUACACGACUUUCCAUCCUAUACUCCGCAAAUAUUAUCGCAACUGCCACCUCGGGCCUCAUCGCUGCAGCGACUUUUGCAUCACUCGACGGAAAGCAUGGGCUCGAAGGCUGGAGAUGGUUGUUCAUAAUAGAAGGAGCCGUUACCUUUGGAGUCGCAAUCAUCAGCAUGUUCUUCCUCCCAGAUCAUCCGCUGACGACUAGAUGGUUGACUCCAGAGGAGCGACAGCUCGCGCACGAACGUAUCGCAAAAGACACAGUGGGACUAGAGAGCAACAAAGGGGCACGCGCAGGAUUCAUGCAAGCCGUUCGCGAUCCUCGCCUGUGGCUUUUCACCUUCAUGCAAAACUGCCAUCUGUCCGCAACGGGGUUCAACUCUUUCUUUCCCACCGUCGUCAGAACCCUUGGAUUCUCCCGCACCAUGACGCUGGUACUCACCUGCCCUCCAUACUUGGUUUCAGCCCUAGCUUGCCUGGGCACGGGAAUCAGCUCAGGAAAAUUCAAUGAGCGUACCUGGCAUAUUACAGGUGGCAUGGCGGUGGCAAUGGUGGGCUUCAUCACUGCAAGUUGCACGAUGAAUGUCGCGGCUAGGUAUACAGCUUGCUUCUUGUUCGCUUCUGGUUGUUAUGCCGUCAACGCUGUCAUCUUGGGUUGGGUGACAGCAACACUGGGCCAGACCAGUGAAAAGAAGGCAGCUGCUUUGUCGAUUGUCAACAUGUUCGGCAAUGCCUCCUUCAUCUACACUCCAUACCUAUAUCCCCAGUCAAAUGGACCAAAAUACUUGAUCGCGAUGUCUUCCAAUACCGCGUUCUCCUUCGUCACUAUUGUGUGUGCCUGGAUCCUGCGAGUGUGGUUGAUGCGGACGAAUUCUAAGAUCAAGAAGAGUGAUGCCACCAACAAGGUGUUAUAUGCAUACUAG